UCUUAGUUUAUUGAUAAUUGCUUGUAGACCGAUUUUAGUUUGUUGAAACUUUUUAUUUUACUUUAAGUUCGAGUAACUUUUCAUAUCGAUUCAUUACUUUUGAUACCUUGAUAAGGGCGAAUUGUAACUGCUCAGUGUCAGUUGCAUGGUUAAUAACGUAAGACGCGGUUGCUAAACGCGCACGAGUUUUCAUUUUCCCCACAAACACGUCAAGUGCUAUUAUCAAGUGCAUUACUCAAAGAUAUACGACCACAGAGCCCGAAAAGAAACAAAGAAAUUCAUUUAGACUUUUGGUAAUUGUCUUAAAUUCAUUAAAAAAUGAGUAAAAUAUUUCGUAAAAAGGGUAAAAGAAAGGGCGCUGAUAAAUCGCAAGCUAAUGACAAAACUGCUGAUCUUCUGGUCGAUAAAGAGGAGCAAGGCAUCUUUAAAGGUGGUGCAACAUCUCCCGAUUUAAAUAACAAAACUGCUGAUCUUCUGGUCGAUAAAGAGAAGCAAGAAAAAUCUCCCGAUUUAAAUGUAUACCAGAGUAGGAAGACACUGGCACAGGGUAUGAUGGACUUGGCGCUGCUCUCGGCGAAUGCGAAUCAACUGCGUCAUGUGCUGGAGACCGAAACCAAGUCUGCAUAUUUUUUUUAUCAGUUUAUCUUUAAUUUCGUUGAGCAUCAUAUUCCAGAUUGGCGUCGGCGUCGGACUUAUAUGGAAUUACAGAUACGAUAUCAAAAAAGAGGAGGAUAUCUCUCGUGCGAACAGAAUUAAUAAUUACACA
This is a messenger RNA of Drosophila nasuta, 766 nucleotides long. RefSeq lists its product as uncharacterized. NCBI's taxonomy places the organism in Eukaryota, Metazoa, Arthropoda, Insecta, Diptera, Drosophilidae. The record is from RefSeq and is a predicted model, not a curated record. The transcript has 2 exons. Bases 319 to 756 code for a protein of 145 amino acids. Gene Ontology annotation, biological process: tissue regeneration; cell adhesion. Gene Ontology annotation, cellular component: membrane.